This is a messenger RNA of Asparagus officinalis (garden asparagus), 1185 nucleotides long. RefSeq lists its product as uncharacterized. The record is from RefSeq and is a predicted model, not a curated record. Bases 1 to 1185 code for a protein of 394 amino acids. The transcript has 2 exons. Lineage: Eukaryota; Viridiplantae; Streptophyta; Magnoliopsida; Asparagales; Asparagaceae.
AUGCAAUACCAUUUAUCUUUCUUAGCCCUUCUUGAAACCAAGAUUAAAGAUGGAAAUAUCCAAUCAAUUGCUAAGAAGAUAGCUAGAGACUGGAACUGGUUUUCAAAUGGGAAUAACAAUGAUAUAGCCAGGAUUGUUAUUCUAUGGGAUCCACAUAUUAUGGACAUUCAAAUAAAUAGUUUCUCAGCUCAGCAAAUAACUUGUGCUGUUAAGACCACUGAUGGAAGAUUAAGUUGUAUCAUUUCUUCAAUCUAUGGUUCCAACCAUCUGGUAGCCAGGAAAAAUUUAUGGUCAGAAUUAUCUCAGAUUCAUCAAAGCAUAGGCAAUCUGCCUUGGCUUAUAUGUGGAGAUUUCAAUGCCUUGAUAAGCAAUGAGGAGAAGCUAGGGGGCUCUAUGCUUUCUGAAGCAGAUACAAAGGAUUUUAAACAGUUUAUUGAAGAUUGUAAUCUGUUACAUCUCAAAACCAUUGGAUGUUUUUUUACAUGGAACAACAAACAAGACUCUACAACAAGGGUAUGGAGUAGGCUUGAUAGGGCCUUAGUAAAUGAUUCCUGGUUUCUAGAAUACAAUUCGAGCCAUGUUGAAUUCUUGUCUCCUUGUUUCUCUAAUCAUUCACCUGCUCUGGUGUCUAUAUAUGAGGAUAAUGUCAAAGAGUGGACCAUCCUUACUGAUAUUCAAGCCAGAAAUCUAUCUAGCCCAGUUACAAAAGAGGAAAUCAGAUUGGCUGUGUUUUCUAUCCCUGAGAAUAAGGCUCCAGGACCAGAUGGCUACAGCUCUUCUUUCUACAAAUCUGCAUGGUCUAUCGUGGGGGAUGAUGUUACAUUAGCUAUUGAAGAGUUCUUCAAAACUGGGAAACUUCUGGGUGCUGUAAACUCAACAUCUAUUACUCUCAUUCCGAAGGUACAUUGUCCUCAAACUCCUGCUGACUUUCGACCAAUUUCAUGUUGCAACUGUCUAUACAAAUUUAUUUCUAAAAUCCUUGCAAAUAGACUACAAUCUGUUAUUGGCUCAAUCAUCAGUGAAGCUCAAAGUGCUUUUGUUAAGGGUAGACAAAUUUCUAAUAAUAUCCUGUUAGCACAUGAGCUUGUGAAGAAUUAUGGAAGAAAACAUUUAUCCCCAAGAGCUAUGCUAAACAUUGACAUAAUGGUUCUAUGCAUGGAUACUUCAAAGAUGAAAGAGGGUUGA